CAAUCAGGACCUCAGCUGAAAAGCUGUGCGUGGCCACGCUGCGCAUGCGCAGUGCGGACGUCGCCAUUCCUGGCCCACGGCAAGAUUGCGUUUCACCUGCUUCUGAGGGCGAAGGUGGCUCUGGCGCAUCCUUUGUCGCGCCGUGACCUGCAGCUACUGACAGAUCCUUAGGGAGGACGCCGGGACUUCCCGGACGCUGGGAAAUGAACUCAGUCUCCUUUGAGGAUGUGGCUGUGAACUUCACCCUGGAGGAGUGGGCUUUGCUGGAUUCUUCACAGAAAAAGCUCUAUGAAGAUGUGAUGCAGGAGACCUUCAAAAACCUGGUCUGUCUAGGAAAAAAGUGGGAAGACCAGGACAUUGAAGAUGACCACAGAAACCAGGGGAGAAAUCGAAGAGGUCAUAUGGUUGAGAGACUCUGUGAAAGUAGAAAAGGUAGCAAAUGUGGAGAAACCACAAGCCAGAUGCCAAAUGUUAAUAUCAACAAGGAAACUUUUACUGGAGCAAAACCACACGAAUGCAGCUUUUGUGGAAAAGACUUCAUGCAUCAUUCAUCCCUUAAUAGGCACAUGAGAUCUCACACUGGACAGAAACCAAAUGAGAAUCAGGAAUAUGAAAAGCAACCAUGUAAACGUAAAGCGGUUGGGAAAACCUUCAGUUAUCGCCACUGCGUUCGCAAACAUGAAAGAACUCACACUGGAGGGAAGCCCUAUGAAUGUAAACAGUGUGGGAAAGCCUUUAUAUAUUACCAGCCUUUUCAAAGACAUGAAAGGAUUCAUGCUGGAGAGAAACCCUAUGAAUGUAAGCAAUGUGGAAAAACCUUUAUAUAUUACCAGUCUUUUCAAAAACAUGCUCACACUGGAAAGAAACCCUAUGAAUGUAAACAGUGUGGGAAAGCCUUUAUAUGUUACCAAUCUUUUCAAAGACAUGAAAGGACUCACACUGGAGAGAAACCCUAUGAAUGUAAGCAAUGUGGUAAGGCCUUCAGUUGUCCUACAUACUUUCGAACUCAUGAAAGAACCCACACUGGAGAAAAACCCUACAAGUGUAAAGAAUGUGGCAAAGCUUUCAGUUUUCUCAGUUCUUUUCGAAGGCAUAAAAGGACUCACAGUGGAGAGAAACCCUAUGAAUGUAAAGAAUGUGGAAAAGCCUUCUUUUAUUCUGCAAGCUUUCAAGCACAUGUAAUAACACACACAGGGGCUCGACCUUAUAAAUGUAAAGAAUGUGGGAAAGCCUUCAACUCUUCUAAUUCCUGUCGAGUGCAUGAAAGAACUCAUAUUGGAGAAAAACCAUAUGAAUGUAAACGGUGUGGCAAAUCAUUCAGUUGGUCCAUUUCUCUUCGAAUGCAUGAAAGAACUCAUACUGGAGAGAAACCCUAUGAAUGUAAACAGUGUCAUAAAACCUUCAGUUUUUCAAGCUCCCUUCGAGAACACGAAACAACUCACACUGGAGAGAAACCCUAUGAAUGUAAACAAUGUGGGAAAGCCUUCCGUUUUUCAAGUUCCUUUCAAAGACAUGAAAGGACUCACAGUGCAGAGAAACCCUAUGAAUGUAAACAGUGUGGGAAAGCCUUCAGGUGUUCAAGUUAUUUUCGAAUUCAUGAAAGGUCGCACACUGGAGAGAAACCCUAUGAAUGUAAACAGUGUGGAAAAGUUUUCAUUCGUUCCAGUUCCUUUCGACUGCAUGAAAGGACACACACUGGAGAGAAACCCUAUGAAUGUAAACUCUGUGGGAAAGCCUUCAGUUUUUCAAGUUCCCUUCGAGAACAUGAAAAAAUUCACACUGGGAAUAAACCGUUUGAAUGUAAGCGGUGUGGUAAGGCCUUCCUUCGUUCCAGUCAAAUUCGAUUGCAUGAAAGGACUCACACUGGAGAGAAACCGUAUCAGUGUAAACAAUGUGGAAAAGCCUUCAUUUCUUCCAGUAAAUUUCGAAUGCAUGAGAGAACUCACACAGGAGAGAAACCCUAUCGAUGUAAACAAUGUGGUAAAGCCUUCAGAUUUUCAAGUUCUGUUCGAAUUCAUGAAAGGUCUCACACUGGAGAGAAACCUUAUGAAUGCAAACAAUGUGGAAAAGCCUUCAUUUCUUCCAGUCACUUUCGACUGCAUGAAAGGACUCAUAUGGGAGAGAAAGCCUAAGAAUAUAAGCAACAUUCUGAAGCCUUCAGUUUUUCCAGCUCCUUCUGAAUACACGAAAGAGUUCAUACUGGACAAAAGCUGUGUGAAUACAAACAUUGUUUUAAAACCCUGGAUUGUUCCAGUUUCUUUUGAACACAUGAAAGAAUUCCCACUGGUGAGAAACCAUAUGAAUGUAAACAUUGUGAUUAAUCCUUCAGUUGACCUAAUUCAUUUCAAAGACAGGACUCCUGCUGCAGUGAAAUAUGGUUUUUUUUUUUUUUUAAAAAGCCAAGCUUGGUGGCUCAUGCCUGUAGUCCCAGCACUUUGGGAGGCCAAGGCAGGCAGAUUAUUUGAGGUCAGAAGUUUGAGACCAGCUUGAUCAACAUGGCGAAACCCCAUGUCUACUAAAAAUUACAAAAAAAUUAGCCAGGCAUGGUAGCGCAUACCUCUAAUCCCAGCUGCUCAGGAGGCUAAGGCAGGAGAAAUUGCUUGAACAUGGAGGCAGAGGUUGCAGGGAGCUGAGAUCACGCCACUGCACCCCAGCCUGGGCAACAGAAUGAGACACUGUCUGAAGAAAAAAAAAGUGGGAAAAUCUUCAACUGUCCUCUGGAGUGUGAAUAUAUGAAAAGACUCAGAGUAGGGUAAAAGUCUAUAAAUGUAAGAAAUUUGGGAAAGCCUUCACACAGCCUUUUGAGCACACAUGAGAAUGUAUACUGGAGAGAAACCCUACAUGUAUUAAGAAUGUGGGAAAUUCUUCAUCCUAGUUCUUUUGUUGUUGAUGAUAUAAAAAUAUUUUCAUUUAAUAAAGAUUGUCAGGUUAUAUUCAAUGAGAAAGAAAGUAUCACGUAAACAGCCCAGUAAUAAAAUUUUAUGAUCUUA
This is a messenger RNA of Piliocolobus tephrosceles (Ugandan red Colobus), 2990 nucleotides long. RefSeq names its product zinc finger protein 14 (gene ZNF14). Gene Ontology annotation, biological process: regulation of DNA-templated transcription. The record is from RefSeq and is a predicted model, not a curated record. Lineage: Eukaryota; Metazoa; Chordata; Mammalia; Primates; Cercopithecidae. The transcript has 4 exons. The coding region runs from base 204 to 2132 and encodes 642 amino acids.